Molecule: messenger RNA, 3228 nt
Organism: Monopterus albus (swamp eel)
Lineage: Eukaryota; Metazoa; Chordata; Actinopteri; Synbranchiformes; Synbranchidae
Product: SRY-box transcription factor 10
Biological process (GO): neural crest cell migration; enteric nervous system development; morphogenesis of an epithelium
Cellular component (GO): nucleus
Molecular function (GO): RNA polymerase II cis-regulatory region sequence-specific DNA binding; DNA-binding transcription factor activity, RNA polymerase II-specific
Source: RefSeq, a predicted model, not a curated record
CAGGCAUUCAUACUCGGGCAGCGCGAGCGAGGGGGCUGGGGAGCGAGCGUCACAUUGGAAACCGGGGACCUCGCGGAUUCUCGUGCUAAACAGGCGACCUCCUUUUCUCACUACUGAAGUCCUUGCUGUCGGACUUCAAUAGCGGGACACAAGGAGGAGAGAGAGAAGGGGAAUUCAGGAGGGAAGUGAGAGCGGGUGAGUUGUGCAUCAGCAGGUAAACUGGGGUCCGAGGUGCGCGUUGAGCCGCCUGUGAUACCAACAUCACGGAUGGAAAGCACUUUCACAGUUUUACAGCGGAGACAGAGUAGAGACACACUGCCAGUUCAUAUUCUAACUUAGAGGAGGCCUAAGAGACAAAGCACACAGCAGCCAUCACUGUAGGGAUCAACAGGAACAAGGACCAGACAGGUAGAGCCGAGCAUUUAGGAGCAGGCCUUACAUCCUCUGCUCUCCUGCAGCCUUAAGAUGUCGAGAGAGGAGCAGAACCUAUCAGAGGUUGAGCUCAGUCCCGGGAUGUCGGAUGACAGCCGUUCCCUGUCACCGGGUCUCGGGGGGGCCCCCCCCCCCCGCGGCCCCCAGCCGCAGCUGGCGUGUCUGGACAGCGUGUCGGCGAGCUGCAUGUCCGGUAAAUCCGACGAUGAGGAAGACCGCUUCCACUCAGGAAUCCGUGAGGCCGUGAGCCAGGUGCUCAACUGCUACGAUUGGACCCUCGUGCCCAUGCCCGUGCGCGUGAACAGCGGAAGCAAGAACAAGCCACACGUGAAGAGGCCGAUGAACGCCUUCAUGGUGUGGGCGCAGGCGGCGCGCAGGAAACUGGCCGACCAACACCCGCACCUGCACAACGCGGAGCUCAGCAAGACCCUGGGGAAGCUGUGGAGGCUUCUCAAUGAGAGCGACAAGCGACCCUUCAUUGAGGAGGCAGAGAGGCUGAGGAAGCAGCACAAGAAGGAUUACCCAGACUACAAAUACCAGCCACGGCGCCGCAAGAACGGAAAGCUGGGUUCUGGCUCAGGAAGUGAAGCCGAUGGCCAAUCGGAGGGUGAGGUCAGCCACAGCCAGUCCCACUACAAGGGCCUCCACCUGGAUGUGGUCCACAGUGGGGGGGCCGGGUCCACUCUGGCAGAUGUGCACCACACUCAUGCUGCAGGUCAGAGCCACAGCCCCCCCACACCUCCCACCACUCCCAAAACAGUGCUGCAGUCUGGGAAAGCAGGGGAUGGAAAGAGGGAGGGCACUGGGAAUGGGGGCUCCCGUGGUACAAUGGGAGCAGAGGGAAGCUCAGGUGCUCCCGGAUCUGGGAAACCUCACAUCGACUUUGGGAAUGUGGACAUCGGUGAGAUGAGCCACGAGGUGAUGGCCAACAUGGAGCCUUUUGAUGUCAACGAGUUUGACCAGUAUCUUCCCCUAAAUGGGCAGCUGGCGGUUGGGCAGAGCGCUGGGGCAGGAGCAGCUGCAGGACCCCGCGCCACCCUGCCUCCCCAGCCAGCACCAGCCACAGCAACAUAAGGCUCCCCUCUGGGCUCAGACCCCUCCAAGGCCCAGAUCAAGAGUGAGGCCGGAGGUGCUGGGGGUCACUUCACAGAGGCAGUCUCAGUAGGUUCCCAUGUCAGCUACACCUCCCUCAGCCUUCCUCACUAUAGCUCCGCCUUCCCCUCGCUGGCCUCCAGGGCUCAGUUUGCUGAGUAUGCUGACCACCAGGCCUCCGGGUCCUACUACGCCCACUCCAGCCAGACCUCUGGACUGUACUCUGCCUUCUCUUACAUGGGGCCCACCCAGAGGCCCCUGUACACACCUAUCACUGACCCUGUACCACAGCCACACAGCCCCACGCACUGGGAACAGCCUGUCUACACAACUUUGUCACGGCCAUGACACAGAAUGAGACCAGAGGAUACUGGUGCAGGUUCAGCCCCCACGUUGGACCCAAGGAACAUGAACGUGGUCUGGGCUCGGGGGUGUGAGCAGGCACCAGGGGAGUAGACUGGGGGGGGCACGAGGAGGGGGGGUCACCCCACUCUGCUCUUGCCCAGAUGCAGAAAUACUGUCACAGCCAAAGGAUGAACUUGAAGCGUGGUGCCUUUAAAGUGCAGUUGAUUAACUGUGGGGGACACAGUGACGCCGUCAGAGUGUGUGUUACUUUGCUGGUACAAUGAAUAAACACCCACCCACCACUGCACAGGUCCAGGCCUCAUUCACGGCAGCGAAGCACAAUUAGCAGUGUUUAUAGGUGGUAGAGGAUCAGGUCCCUGUCGGUCUGGUGGCUCCAUAGGACUCCUCUGUCGUCUCUACCCCUCAGGCCAGCAGGCCCAGGAACCAGGGUACACAGUGAAAAUGAACAGCAUCUAAAUCUGUGUGUGGACCCUGCCCUGUUUUCAGAAAGGUGUGUGCCAGUUCAUUCUAUAUGAAAUGCGUCUUUACCAGGAGAACGGAGAGUGUUUGGCUGUGGCCCAUUCAUUCCUCAGGCAAGACUGACCUUUUAUCAGACAAAUUCUAGUUUUGUACUACUUUUAAAAAUCAAUACAACAAGAAAUUCUGUUGGUUUCUGAGGCACAUUCAUCCCUGUUCAAUUCAAACGAUUCUGUUGUGUUCAUGUAAGCGCCCGCUGUACACAGAGAGCAUGCACGGAAGGAACAUGCCAUAAAACCACGCUGAGUGUUGGUUCUACAUUUAGUCAAAACCCAUUUUCUCGAUGACUGGCUAUUGUCAGGAUUGCUUAAACAGUGUACUUGAAACUACAAGUAGACUAUAUUGAUGGAAACAGAUAUAAAAUAUUUGUAAAAUGACCAAAGUUUUGAGACCAAAACUUUACAUAUAGAAAAGAAACUGACAGAUGUUUCUCCCAACUCAAAACUACCUUUCAGUAUGAAACUAAUUAGUUUGCUCGUAGCCGUUGACGCUAUGUGACCUGUUGUAAGCUUCUUAAAAAUGUACUGUCAAAAGAUACUACUGCCUUUUUUAACAGUGGCACUGAUGAGUGUGUUUCGUAUCCGACUUCUUCAUGACAAAAGAGGAUUUUAUUUAUAACUGGAUGGACUGACUUCACUGAUUAUGGUCACAGUGUGUCACAAUACAUAACAGAAGCCUGUGCAUUGUUUUAACUGUUGUAUUAACACCAUCCAGUGCUUUUUGCCAUUAUUACAACCAGUGAAGUCUGCACCGCUGGUUUUUAUCAUACUGUAUAUAGAACAGUAUUCACUGUGAAAUGUUUGAUUGCAGCUGUGCUUCUUU